GAAAAUGCACAAACACUUGAGUUAAAAUAUGAAUGUGCGUGUUUGUAAUGAAAGCUAGACACUUAGUGGUGAGGAAAAAACGGGAAGGUGGCUACAAUCGAUCGUCGAGAAAUAGAUAGGCAGGCUGAUGAAUCGAGCUGAGGAAGGCUGGGAGAAACAGAGUGAUGGCGCUGAGGAGAGCUCUACACUUUGUGUUUAAAGUAGGAGACAGGGGCAAGACAGCUGUCUUUUACAGGGAUGUCCUCGGUAUGAAGAUUUUACGCCAUGAGGAGUUUGAAGAAGGUUGUAAGGCGACAUGUAAUGGACCCUAUGAUGGAAAAUGGAGUAAAACCAUGGUGGGCUUUGGUCCAGAGGACGAUCACUUUGUAGCAGAGCUGACAUAUAAUUAUGGGGUUGGAGAAUACAAACUUGGCAAUGACUUUUUGGGUUUCACCAUACAGUCAAGUAAAGCUGUUGGUAAUGCCAGGAGGAUAGGCUGGCCUCUUACUGAAGUUGGAGAAGCUCUAUACUUAACAGAAGCACCUGGUGGAUAUAGAUUCUAUCUCCUGGACAAGGAUCAGCCAGACAGUGAUGCGGUUCAGAAAAUCACCUUGGCUGUGUCUGACCUUCAGCGUUCUGUACAUUACUGGUCCUCGCUGCUGGGGAUGAAAGUGAUAGAGAAGAGUGAGGAGAAGAAAAGUGUACUGAUGGGAUUCUCAGACAGUCAGUGCAAACUGGAACUACAAGAUAUCAGGGCUUCUGUGGAUCAUGGAACUGCUUUUGGAAGGAUUGCAUUCUCUUGCCCAAGAGAACAGUUGCCUAAUAUUGAGGCUUUGAUGAAAAAGGAAAACCAGAAGAUCCUCACACCCCUUGUCAGCCUGGACACUCCGGGGAAGGCGACUGUGGAAGUGGUUAUUCUAGCUGAUCCUGAUGGACAUGAAAUUUGCUUUGUGGGAGACGAAGCUUUUCGCCAGCUGUCUGCCUUUGACCCCAAUGGAAAUGAAUUGCUUGAUAAGGCCAUGGCUGCUGAUAAAAGCGAUGAAUGGUUUGCCAAGCACAAAAAGCAGAAGGCGUCUGCAUAAAGUCUUUUGAGGCCUGUGGAGAAGUCAAAAUAGAAAAAUAAUUAUGAUUUAUUAAGGUCUUGGAUUUCUUUGUUGCAAUAUCUGUGUGUCUAGCUUUAUAUGUAUAUAUGUUGACACAGAAGCAAUCUGUCUGCACAGAGAUUUGUAUUUGGGAAUAAAAUUAUACAGAAACAUUAAAAAUGCAAGUGCCAAAAUA
Messenger RNA from Clarias gariepinus (North African catfish), 1257 nucleotides. RefSeq names its product glyoxalase domain containing 4 (gene glod4). The record is from RefSeq and is a predicted model, not a curated record. The transcript has 9 exons. NCBI's taxonomy places the organism in Eukaryota, Metazoa, Chordata, Actinopteri, Siluriformes, Clariidae. Bases 165 to 1061 code for a protein of 298 amino acids.